ACUGUCAACUACAGGAGACGCAAGGACAACUGAUAAGCACUGCUUCCAUAUCAAUUUUACUUUCACAUAUCCCGUUUUGUGCAGAUUUUCAGGGGGUGAUUAUGGAUUACAAUCCACGAGCAGUGCAUCGGCGUUCCUGAAGAAGCAAAUUGUCCAGCUUUGCAGUUUUUCACUUAGACGCUCUUAUUUGACUUUUCCCAAGUUUCGUUUUCUGACUGUGCAGUUGGGAACACCCCAGUAAGCUACGUCCUAUGAGCCAUCUGGAUGAAUUUGGAUCCAUUUUCGGGGAAGCUGUUGAUUUCAUACCAGGCAAGCCUCACCUGAGCACUUGCAAAAUGCAACACCUGCAUCUAAGACCAAAGAAAGGGGAAGACCGCAAAAGAGCAUCUGACAAUGACUUCGGAUUUCACGGCCGGCCAGAGGCGCCACAAUCCAGUGGACAGCAUCUGCCGCAAGAUCCAGACCAUUCAGAGACGGGAUCAAGAGGCUAACUCGCCUUUUCAGAUCCCCAAAUUCCAGUCCCGGAACUACGACAGCCCCCAGACCAGCCUGAAGAGGAACCUGGAGGCUAUCCUGAAAAAACGGACGGUCAGGAACAAGGAGGGCGACUCUCCGUGCUUCAGGAGCCCCGGAAUGGAGGUCAUGACCCCAAACGGCUCAGCGUUUCCACUCCACUCUGCCAAUGGAGUGUCUCCAGCAAACGCCACCUAUACCAUCUUAAGCCUCACAGGGGAGAGGAGACCCUGGCAGAUUAGGCCGUGGUCCCGGAGCUGCUCAACACCCACCUCCCAGACAGGGGAGAAUUAUUUCAGCUUUUCCAAGUGCCCCACCUAUAGGAGAGCAGAGGACAGGAGCUCCAGUCUGGACAGAAACGAGGGGAAUCUCGUGUCGCGCGGUGUCCACCUCUACAGCUCCCCCGAGAAGCAGGAGUGCGACAGGGCCUACCAAGCUCUGGUAGUGAAAAGACUCUCCAUGGGGGAAGGCACCGGUAAUCUACUUUCAUCUCGGUGCAGAAAAGACAAUGCUUCAGAAAUAAGCCUGAUUUGUGAAGAGGAUCUCUUGGACACCAUCUUUCAUGCUUGUGACACACAGCGCAGAGGCAAGGUGUCCGUCUCCAGGAUUGUCGACUACCUCCGGCACACCACCAGCCGAGAAUCCGAGGACAGCGGCCUGGAGGAGCUGUGCAACAUGCUGGACCCGGAACACAGGGACAUCUCCAUCGACCUGGAGACCUACCACGCCAUCAUGAGAGAGUGGAUCAAUGACUGUCGCAAUCACGGGGAUGAGACUACAGCUGAAGGUGAAACAGAAGACUCACAGAAGUUGUCAGACAGUCUUUCAGCCAGAAAAUCUUUUGCAAUGAACAUGACGGUGGGCAGUUUAGAGGCAUUUGGGGGAGAAGUGUCAAGAGGUGAUCUAGAGACAUCAGAUCUCGUCUACUGCGUGGCAGACCUCCAGUUCAACAACCAAAAACUGCAGGAUGAGGUGCGUAAGCUGAAACUGGCUGUGGACACCAUGGAGGAAACAAACAACAAAUUAAUGGAAGAAAAUGAGGAACUCAAGACACAGGCUAAAAGUGGCCAGCAGUCUGCCAUGAAGGAGAAGCUGCUGAAGGGGGAACUGGAGGAAAUGAAAGUAACUCUAAAUAACAUGGAGGAGAACAGAGCCAGGUCUGUGGCUCAGAACAAACAGAUGGAAAGAGAGAAUCAAUCUCUUAUUUCAAAGAUUGCUUCACUGCAGGAGGAGAACAUUAAGAAUAUGGUGGACAUUGACCACCUUCAGAAGAAGAUGGCUGAGCUGUGCGCUGUUAAUGCUGAUCUCCAGAUGCAGGUGCAUUCUCUCGAUAACAUUGUUGGUGAAAAGGAAGCUCUCCUUUGUGAGAAAAAUGCCCAGAUUCAGGAGUUGAAGUCUACCAUAGAGGAAUAUUCUUCAGUAACUGACCUGCUGAGGGCUGAAAAGAAUAAGCUGGAAAGCCACGUGGAGAUGCUGCAGCCUGCCCUGGGCUUGGACGGCAUGAGUCUCUCGGGAGCCUACCGACUGAACCAGAGCACCACGGGCUCGCUGCAGACGGAGCUGGCCCUGGCUCAGCAGGCACCAGAGACUCCUGCGGCGGUGAGCAUGUUGGCCGCGCCGUACCACGCUCCCCUGGACGAAACCCUUGACAGGGACGUGUUCCUGCUGCUGCAGGGCCCCGCGUCCGAGCAGAACUCCGCCGAGUUCAAGGCCGUUGUCCGGAAACUGCAUCAAGACUUUAGAGAGGAUAUCUGUGCAGUUAUGUGUACACUAAAGAGAUUCACAGAAAACCAUAUAGAAAGUGAAGAUCUACGUGAAAUCUGGCUUAAGACUAUGAACAGCGAGCUGGAAGAAAAAAGGAAUGUUUGGCUUCAGAGGGUCCAGCUGCUCGAUCAGUAUAAGUGCUCCCUGGAAGAGGAGUUAAUUAAAGUAGCAAGCAGGCUGCGGAGGUGUAGGACUGAGGUUGCUCAUCUGAAGAAAGAGCUGUCUGCCAGACUCCCGGAGCUGGAGGCCCAGAGGCAGAUGCAAGGGGAUGACAAACUGCGUGCGCGGCCCGAGCGUGGCCUCGCUGAGGCUGCCUCCCAGACUGAGAGCUCAGCGCCCCAGGUUGCAGACAAGUCAACAGCAGCUUCUUUGCUCUGGGAAGAUGAGUCCCUGCUGAGAAACGAUCUGCAGGACACAUUACGUGAGAGAGUGAGCCUGCAGGACAACAGCCAAGCUCUGGCUUUGAGCUGUGGACAGUUUGAGCAGAGACUAGAAGAGAAACGAGUUAAUGAGCACACGGCUGUGGAACCGGUUCCAGAUCUCUGGGAGUUGUCCUGCAAGAAAGACGAAAGCUGCAGACUUUCAGGGCCCGGAGAAGCAGUCCAUGAUGUCAGCCAAGCUCCGGAAUGCAUGUCUGAGGUCCUCUAUCACUCAUACACACCGCUGUUUGAUGCACUGACCUUGGACCUCUUGUACCUUUAUCCAAGAAUCCACAACAAGAGUUCUAGGAUCCCAAGAUCUGCACCACAGUACAUUGAGUCAUUACCUGGACAGCAUCCAUCUGGAAAGCUGGCACUGCCGGAUACCGGAAGGUACAAGUUGUCUGUAGGUGUACAAGUGGAAGACGGACUAACUGUGUCCAUCAUGACUGAUGCCAAGGUUAGUUUUCAGGAAGUUCCAUCAUUUACAAAUAACAGAAAAGGUUCUCUUUGUUUCUCUAAUCUAUCUCAGGAAAUCGCCACAGACCAGUUGCCUGUCGCCGCCACAGAAGCCGCAGACAGUGCCAGUCAUGCCAGCCUGCCUUUAGAGAAGACGGCUCAGGUUUCUCCAUCGCAGGCCGGUAUGUCAGCAGACGGUGUGUCACGGGGAGAGGAUGCUAAGCUCGCUGGCGGGAUCCCUCCACAGAUUCAGGACUGCGAAACGAGCUCCCCAGCAAAAAGUGAGAAACCUGAGGAUGGAAAUGGGAAAGCUGCCCUGAACACAGGACUCCCAGAUGGAAGUCCGUCUACAGUGACUGAGAGCCGGGGCCCUUGUGGAAUUGUGCCAAAGAAAGACACAGCGAUGCAAAGAAGUAAAUUUAGAAAGAACCUGGAGCAUACUCAAAGUAUGGAAGCUAUAGAGGAGCACACACCCCAAGAAGAGCAAAGUGACUCGACUCAAAACGAAGUUCCCACGGAGAGUGCUGCAAACAGAAAUAAGUCUCCAAAUCAGGAUAAAAACAUCUUCUCCCCUAGUGAAAAAGAGGUGGAGACUGAAUUUCACCGUUUGUCUCUGGGCUUCAAGUGCGACGUGUUUACUCUGGAGAAGCGUCUGAGGCUGGAAGAGCGCUCCAGGGAUCUGGCGGAAGAAAACUUGAAAAAGGAAGUCAAGAACUGUAAAGGCCUGUUAGAGAAACUCGCUCCCUUGUGUGAGGAUGAUAAUCAGUCCCUAGAAAUUAUCCAGAGACUACAGAAGAACUUUGACGUUCUCGUCCAGUCCAUGUCCAGAGUGUCGAACAGAUCUGAAAUGCUUGGUGCAAUUCAUCAGGAGAGCCGAGUCAGUAAGGCUGUCGAAGUGAUGAUUCAGCAUGUGGAGAAUCUAAAGCGCAUGUACACAAAGGAGCAUGCUGAGCUGCUGGAGCUGAAAGAGACGCUCGUGCAGAGCGAGAGAUCUUUUGGGUCCUACUCGGAGAGAGAUGAUCUCCGGAACAAAAAGACUUCAGGAUCUCAGUACAGCAAGCCUUCCUCAAGACGAGUGAGCGUUCCUGCCAUAUCCAGAAAUAUUGGAAAUGCUUCCCAUUUUGAAAUGCCGAAGCUUCAUGAGAUCUCGGAGACCGAAGCCGACAAGCUGUGUAGAACUGGGAAUUGGAGGGUAAUGGGAAUGAAGCAAAACAGUACCCGUCCUACAUUACAGCGGUUCGUGAGCUCAUGUCCUUGGGCGGAAUCUGAUGAGCCCUCUUUAAUGAAAGGAUAUGAACAAGAAUCGGAAUCCCCUCCUGCAGAGGAAAAGAGAGAGGAAAUUGUGGAAAGGAAGUCAAGCUUAACAGAAAUGGGCAUUAAAAUUUCAUCAGUCUUAAUGACUUCCACAACCUGUGACCAGAUCAGCUCACGGUUUGCAGAUUUCCGACAUUCGGUUUCCAAAAGCAACAGAGGAAUGUGGAUUUCCGUUGUCCUCACUGUGCUCUUUGCAGCUUUCAUCGGCCUCAUUGCCAGCUUUGCUUUUCAGCCUUCUGUGGAUGCAGCACCUGUAGGGACUGGAGACUCUUGGGUGGCAAUUCAGCAGUUCCUGUGGCCUUAUACUGGACUGAGACACAAUGGCCAGCCCCCUGUAUAAGACAUCGAUUAUCUGUGGAGGUGUUCAAAAUUCUAGGCAUUCUGCUGGAAUUGACUGAAGACACGUCACUUCUAUUAUAUGCAGUAGGUAGUUACGUGGAUAUACUGUAACACUUUCAGUGAACUGAGUAUAUUUUUUCAUCUGUCCUUUUGGGCUCUUUUAUGAACAGGGCACUGCAAACCCAAAACAUUUUUAACAGCUAAACAGCUACAGAUAACUACUGAUCGUUGUUUAGACUUUUAAUGGCUGUUGUUCUUACGGCAUUUUUAUUACAGAAAUUGCACUUCAUGCUGAUAGUCCCUUGGUUUACUGAAUAAGACUGCCUUUUUGAAGUCCACUUUUCACUUUAACAUGAUACACAAUGAGAAAUUACCAUGCACAUUUAGGGUAAUAAGCACUGAUAAUCAGGUAAUUGAUUUUGUUUUAAUUUUUGAAGUAAACUUUAACUUAUUUUAUGAUUUUUAAAAAUUAAAAUGACAUAAUCAGAGAGAACAGUGUGGGAAAAUGUGAACAUUUUUACUUUGCAGGGCUGUUGUUUUUCUGUUUGGUUAAUCAAUGUCUAUAUUAUAAAAGAAGUUGCGGUGUAAUUCCUAAAGGUAAAUGAAAACACUUUAAUAUCUUUCAAAAGAAGUGGAAAUGUGCACAAUAAAGUAAUUGUUUAAGCAUAUA
Molecule: messenger RNA, 5478 nt
Organism: Lepisosteus oculatus (spotted gar)
Lineage: Eukaryota; Metazoa; Chordata; Actinopteri; Semionotiformes; Lepisosteidae
Source: RefSeq, a predicted model, not a curated record